Molecule: messenger RNA, 3200 nt
Organism: Perca flavescens (yellow perch)
Lineage: Eukaryota; Metazoa; Chordata; Actinopteri; Perciformes; Percidae
Product: RNA binding protein fox-1 homolog 3
Exons: 13
Coding region: 189-1346 (385 amino acids)
Biological process (GO): nervous system development; regulation of alternative mRNA splicing, via spliceosome
Cellular component (GO): cytoplasm; nucleus
Molecular function (GO): mRNA binding
Source: RefSeq, a predicted model, not a curated record
ACGCUCACAAUAACAAGGGACACCUGAAUGCACCGUGAGGUCCAGUCCGAGCCCGCACGUUUUACCUUAGUUGUUAGUUCGCAUAACUCACGGGGAAUGCAAAAUGUUGUCACACCGGUGACUUCAGGGAAGCAGGAGGAUUUUCACGUUCUGCGGUUUCUCCUGUUAACUCCGACUCGGCAGUGGCCAUGGUGUCUGGAAAAGUGCAGCUGAAGGCUACCGGAAACACGUUGUGUAAGUCAGGAAGCAUUGCUGUCUUCGGGAACGUGGUAUACAGCGGACUGCUGAACGAUCACCUCUGGCAUUUGGGAGUGCCCCUCUUUACAAGACUGGGUAACCAAGAGGCCACCAACCCCCCAGAAGCGAUGGCCCAGCCGUACACCCCAGCCCAGUACCCACCUCCCCCACAGAAUGGCAUCCCCGCAGAGUUUGCGGCACCGCACCCUCUUCCAACCCAGGACUACAGCGGGCAGAGCCGGGUUCCCGAGCACGCCAUGACCCUCUACACGCCCACACAGACGCACAGCGAGCCGGCCGGCACUGACAACAGCACACCCGCCAUCACCGCCACCACGACCGCACCGACAGAUGAUGUGACGCAAACAGAGGGCUCUCAGCAGCUCCAGCUCCAGCACUCAGACUCUUCAGAGAAGCAGCAGCCGAAAAGGUUACAUGUCUCCAACAUUCCCUUCCGCUUCCGGGACCCUGACCUAAGGCAAAUGUUUGGGCAAUUUGGAAAGAUUUUAGAUGUGGAGAUUAUCUUUAAUGAGCGAGGAUCCAAGGGCUUUGGGUUUGUAACUUUUGAAACAAGCACAGAUGCUGAUCGUGCACGGGAGAAACUAAACGGUACAAUCGUAGAGGGACGCAAAAUAGAGGUGAACAAUGCAACAGCACGAGUGAUGACAAACAAAAAAGUGGCCAACCCUUACACGAAUGGCUGGAAGCUGAAUCCAGUGGUGGGAGCUGUCUAUGGUCCUGAACUGUAUGCCGUAACAGGGUUUCCCUACCCUGCCACAGGCGCUACGGUGGCCUAUAGGGGUGCCCACUUGCGAGGUCGGGGACGGGCUGUGUACAACACAUUCCGCACAGCUCCACCGCCACCACCAAUCCCAGCUUACGGAGCGGUGGUGUACCAAGAUGGCUUCUAUGGUGCAGAGAUCUAUGGUGGCUAUGCAGCAUACAGAUUUGCCCAGCCCACCACCACCGCUGCUUACAGUGACAGCUAUGGCAGAGUCUAUGCAACGGCAGACCCCUACCACCACACGAUUGGCCCUGCUGCCACAUACAGUGUGGGGACUAUGGCUAGCCUAUACAGAGGAGGGUACAGUCGCUUCACUCCCUACUAAAAGAAAGAAAAAAAGCGAGAAAAGACAGAGACAUUACCCCAACAAACAAACAAAAAUCUCUUUAAAAAAAAUUUAAAAAAGACAAACACAUGACAAGCAAAAGCCCGGUCCUUGGUGGAGAGCUAAAUCAAACUAAAAGCUUCCAGGUCCCCAUGCUGAGCCCCUCCCCUGACACCCUCUCAAGCCGAUAUUUCUACAACAACCUCUUUGAUGUCAUCAUUGGUCUGCUCUUGUUUUGUAUUCAUUUUGUGCUUUUGGGUUUCUUUUGGAAAGUUUUAUGCACAUGUGCAUUCUCUUGAUUGCUGUAGAUGGGUGCUGUGUCACCAUAACCAAUGUGAGCCUACUGCAGCACGCAUGAUGCAUGCUCAGAGGUGUGUGUGUGCAGCCGCUGUCAUCUGACUAAGAAUAUACUGGGGCAUUUUUAUGAUAUAAAAAUAUAAACCGUACAAACAGGACAUAUACCAAGUCAGAUCAGGUUGCCACUGAUCACCGAUCCAUUCCAAUUACUUUUCUAACCUUCCAUUUAACAUGCAUAAAUCAAGCAACCAGUCCACACGCUGACUGACAUGCCUUGGUAAUUCUGAGCUCAAAGACGGCACUGCUCUGAUUGCUUUUGGUUUUCUUUAAACGUUGGAGUGUCCUACUGUGGAACCUUACAAGCUGUACUAUGUGGUAUGACAGCAUGCGGAGUAAAGGGUCUUAAAGGCCAGAUUUCUGUCUUGGACUCACAAUGCUCACACUCCGGCCCAGUCUCCUGCAAAUUACUGGACAUUUAUAUGCAACUAUUCUGCAUUGGCGGUUAUGUUUUAGGGGGAAAUGUAACGCUGGCUGGGUUACGUUCACGGACAAAGUUGCGUGGCUUUUAAAAUAAGAACAACCAAAGGUAAAUAUUGGGGGUGAGCAUUUUCCUUUCCCUCCAGCAACCUGGGCUUGCAUUGCUUCUCAUGACAGUAGUUGGCAGUGAUAUUUUUUAAACUUCACAGGACCAAUUGCAAAUUUAAACAGACUAAAUUCAUCGUGUGUUCUUACAGUAGCUGCCGUAAAUGACUUUACUCUAAGGGGUAUUAGUUUUGCAUUACACCCUGCUUGGUAAACCGCCACGUCUUUUUAACACAGGCAAAUUUGUUUAAAAAUAAAUAAAUCCCAUAAUUUGGUGAAGUGCCCUUUUUUAAGUGGCCUUUCUAUUUAUAAAAGUUAGCACUGAGUGUUUUGCAGUUUGCAGGAUUAUAGUUCUGUCUCAUAUGUUAAGCCUACUUCAAGAAAAUGUGUUUUGUGUUAGUAGCUGUGUCAGGUACAUUUUGCAGCCAAAUUGUAAUGUCUUAUUGGAAUGCAUCAUAAUGGAUGGCGUUUCAAAUAUUUUCUUCACAGAAAUUACAUUUUAAAUAUGGAGGAGCAGAAUUGGUGGACACAAAAUAUAAAACAUGACAGAACAGACUGUAGCUUCUAAAUAGGAUUAAUUACAAGACUGGAUUGGAUGCAAAUAGCCAAUUAACUUAGUCGAUUGUUAAAGAAAAUGGACAAAAGUUAUUGAUUCUCUGUUUUAGAUUAUUGUUAAACUGAAUUGAAUUUUUGUUCACAUUUCACAGACUAAAUAGUUAAUCACUUCAUAUUUGACUGCAGGGUUUCUUUCCUCAAAAAUCUAACCGCUAAGCGUAAAUAUGAACUUAAUUUGCAGGAGACAUGGCUGAAUAUCCUCACUAACACACCACGGCAGAUAAACUGUACUCAAGGUGCACUAUAACUAGGGCUGGGUAUCGUGUAUCGUAUACCAUGACUUCGAUACCAGUUCCUAAAAAUACUUUUUUUGAUACUAAUUUUAUACAAUCCAUUUUAACAAAAAGAAGUUUCAACAUU